AAAAAAAGAGAAAUACAAUAACAUUUGCAAAAAAUUAACAAAAAAAUUAAUGAAAAUGUCGUUAUUUCGGAAGCCCAAGAAAAUACAGCGGCGAGUGUUCUCUAGCAAUGUCGACGAAGACGAGGAUGAAACCGCAGCCAUUGCGGACUCGGAUUGUGUUGCCUCAACCGAAGAUUAUAGAGCCGACGGCGUUCCAUCCAACAGACGCGAAAAGGAGAGAUCAAGGAACAAAACGAAGAACCAAGAGGAUAAGCCGAAGGCUUUGUUAAGUUUUGCAGACGAUGAAGACGAUGGUGAUGUGUUUCAGGUGCGAAAAUCAUCCCAUAGCAAAAAGGUGAUGCGUAUGCUGGAUAAGGAGCGGCGGAAGAAGAAGCGCGAGGAACGCACUGGUGGAGGAGUGAUUGGUGGUCCGAGUGGUGACGGGCAACAGCAGCAGGAAAAUGGUAGUACACAUCAUGCUCAACAUUUAGAGUCGUCCGGGGACAGUGUCAAAGUUUUGGGUUCUUCUUCGGCGGCGUCUGCAAAUUCUUCCUCUAGUAGAUAUAAUAAGAGUAAAAAAAGUGAUAAUGAUAUGAUCCAAACCGAAAUACGCACAGACGACUUUGUGUUGGUUGUCAAGAAAUCGGAAACACCAGAAGCCAUUUUGAAUGGACGUGCCGCCCUUUGUGCUGGCCGAGAUGAUUUGAGCGACGAUGAUGAAGAAAGAACGGCUGAUGAUCAGGAUAAAUCGACACGACAUCGAUUCUCCAAGCCAGAGCAUUUGAAGCAAAUGCUUGAAAGUGGUUCCAUACCCGAUGCAGCUAUGAUACAUGCAGCACGCAAACGACGCCAACGGGCCAGGGAACAGGGUGCUGCUGAUUAUAUUCCGGUAGAGGAACCCAAAGAGCCAAAUAAACUAAGCACUCGCCUGCCCUGCGAAGAUGUCGAGGGAGAUCAAUCGGACGAUGAGGAACGAAUGGAUAUGAACGAUAUCACAGGGCGCAAGGAGCGUGAAGAACGCCGCGAACAGUUUUAUGCCGUUGAGAAUGAUUUGACCGAGGAAGAUUCCGAUCAUGAGAUGCAUGAAUGGGAGAAUCAGCAAAUACGGAAAGGAGUCACGGGGGCACAAUUGGUACAUGCUCAACAUGAGACGGUGCUCUCACGGUUCAUGAUCAAGCCCGCCAUGCCGGCAGGCGGUUUAGACGAUGAGGAGGCAAUGGGCCUGCAACCACAGUCCACAUCCAGUUUACUGGAACAAGCUUAUGCCAAGAGAUCUCUGGAGAAAUCUCUACGCUCUGUGAAUAAAGUUAGAAAUGUGGAAAAGGAGAAAAAGACAGCAGCGUUGCGUACACCGCAGGAGAUGCGAACGGCUCUGCAGACCCGACUUCAGGAGCUUAAAGAACGAUCCGACGACCACAAGGCCAGCAUGGCUAGAAUUGAAUUGGAGUUGAAAUCACUGAAAUUACAACAAUUGGAAUGCCAGCAAAAUGCACCCACAGCCGCAGCCAAAUAUAAAUUCUAUCAAGAGGUUAAAUGCUAUGUCAAUGAUCUAGUCGACUGUCUGGCCGAGAAGACACCGCACAUUCAAGAUCUGGAGAAGCGUACACUUCAGCAAUAUGGGAAAUAUCAACGCUACUUGGUCAAUCGUCGGCGACAGGAUGUUCGAGAUCAGGCUAAAGAAAUGGCCGAAGCUUCAAAACCCAUUUCAUCAUCUGCUCGCCGUACACCGGAAUAUGAGGAGCAAGUUCGCCGAGCAGCAGAACGUGAGGGUCGUCGGACACGCCGACGCUGUGAGCGAGAACGUCAGGAUUUGCUUUCAUCUCAUCUUGACGGCAUGUCCAGCGAUGAUGAAGUUCCAGAUCAGCAGCAAGAACAACAUUUACAGGCGACUGGACAAAUAAAAUCGCAAACCCUGGAGGCUUUCGACGACGUUAAUGAUGAGUUUUAUAAAAUUGAACUGGUAUUGCUUAAGUUCUAUGCCUGGCGCAAGACCGAUAUGCCCUCGUAUCAGGAUGCCUUUGUUAGUCUAUGCCUGCCCAAGAUAUUAACUCCGCUGGUGCGACAUAAACUGCAGCUUUGGUCACCGCUGCUGGAUGAGUAUGCCGAUCUGGAGACAAUGCAUUGGUAUCAGUCCUGCAUGCUAUAUGCCUGCCAAGCGGAUGAGACUACGGAGCAAUUGAAAAGCGAUCCCGAUGUAAAUCUGGUUCCGGUGCUAAUAGAGAGAAUUAUAUUGCCCAAAGUUACAUCCCUAGUCACCGAAUGUUGGGAUCCCCUCUCUACAACACAAACCUUGCGACUGGUAGGCUUUAUCAAUCGUUUGGGCCGGGAAUUUCCAUUGAGUGCAGCAACAAAUAAGCAGCUCACAAAGCUAUUUGAGUCAAUUAUGGAGCGAAUGCGUCUUGCUCUCGAGAAUGAUGUCUUUAUACCAAUCUUUCCCAAACAAGUUCAAGAGGCAAAAACCUCAUUUUUUCAGCGUCAGUUCUGCAGCGGUCUGAAACUAUUUCGCAAUUUUCUUAGCUGGCAGGGUAUACUGGCGGAUAAACCACUAAGGGAGUUGGCCAUUGGAGCCCUACUCAAUCGCUAUCUUCUGAUGGCGUUGCGUGUAUGUUCGCCAAAUGAUGCCAUUAACAAGGCUUACAUCAUAGUGAAUACUUUGCCAACUGUAUGGAUAUUGCCCAACAGUGAAACUCUGCGGAAUUUAGAAUUAUUCAUCAACUAUAUACGACAGACUUUGGAUAGUUGUGAUGCCAACAAUCCUAUAUAUAUGCAAUCUUGUGACAAGGCUAGGGAAAUUCUACAAAGACUACAUAGCACUUAAAACAAACACACAUCGUUAUAAAAAUAUCUGAAUUAAGCAAUCCAAAAUAUUACUACAUUUUUGUACAUAUAAAUUUUAAUACUGCUCAAACUAAAAAAAGGAAAAUCAUAAUGAAUUCGAUCCUAAUUUGUUGUAGACUUUAGGCUUUAAAAGUGAUAAAUUGUGGAACCUUCAAGUUUUUUUUAACUUUAUUAGUUGAU
This is a messenger RNA of Drosophila willistoni, 2997 nucleotides long. RefSeq names its product PAX3- and PAX7-binding protein 1. NCBI's taxonomy places the organism in Eukaryota, Metazoa, Arthropoda, Insecta, Diptera, Drosophilidae. Gene Ontology annotation, molecular function: DNA binding. The transcript has 10 exons. Gene Ontology annotation, biological process: mRNA splicing, via spliceosome; spliceosomal complex disassembly. The record is from RefSeq and is a predicted model, not a curated record. The coding region runs from base 50 to 2797 and encodes 915 amino acids. Gene Ontology annotation, cellular component: U2-type post-mRNA release spliceosomal complex; nucleus.